Lactuca saligna is the source of this 468-nucleotide messenger RNA. The record is from the annotation of a GenBank genome assembly. Lineage: Eukaryota; Viridiplantae; Streptophyta; Magnoliopsida; Asterales; Asteraceae.
AUGAACAAGCACAUUCGAUUAUCCUCUACUUCUUCAUCCACUCCAUCUACAGCAUUUCUUUCUUCUCAAACUGAGAAUGUUCCUCCGAUGCCAACCCCUAUUCCGACUGCUACUGUUUAUCAGGGGGAAUCUAGCUCUAACUUUGAAACAACUAUACUUUCUCAACUUUCUCAACCGGUGAAAAUAACUCGGUUUUUGGGAAGAAGAUUAUCUAAAGUUGAAAAAGAUGUUGUUGAGAUGAAGCGAUUUAUGGCAUUAGUUGAUGAUGAUGAUGAUGACGAUAUGGUUGUUGACAAUACCCCACCAAAAUCUCCAUGUAACCCUCCACCACCAUCAUCAAAUCCUCCUCUGCCACCUCCUCUACCAUCUCAUCCUCCUCCUUACACUCCUUCAUCACCUUUUGGUUCUCCUCCCCAAUAUAAUGUUGCCAAAAAGGGGGAGAAUCAUCAAGGGUUUCCUGAUCAAUAA